GACCGAGAGAGAAAGAAGACAGAGGGGUGAAGGGGGUUAAGAGGAAACAGUUGGUGCUGGCCAACACCAACUCAUCUCCCACUCUUUUUCUCUCUUUCCCUCCCACUCCCUUCCUCUCCCCCUUGUCUCCACUCCUCUCUCUCUCUCUCUCCUCACUCUUUAUUCUCCCGCUUUCUCUCUCUCCCUCUCCCCCUAAUCUCUGUUCCUUUCUCUCUGUCUCUCCCUCUCCCCCUGGCACACUGAUCAGUGUAGCAUGAAGCUUUUAAUUGAGGCGCAUGUGUAUCAUUCCUGUGAGCUGCGGCAGAUUGGAUUAGCAGAGCGAUGUGUCAUUGAGUUGACUGACAAAAGACUACCACUGCACAGAGGGAAGUAGAGUGAGAGAGUCAGGCGCAGAAGAGUGGGAGAGAAAUAGGCUGCUCUUUUAGGUGGGUUUCUUUUGGAGAACGUUAGGGAACAUUGUGGCAAUAUUUACCAGGAAUCUGUAGCUUCAAAGGGAUAGGAGUUUAAAAAAACGAAUCACAGUACCCGGGCACCAUGCUUCUAGGUACGCUGUCCCAGGCCAACCCCCUCCUGGCCUCCCUAUCCCUCCCGGGACGGCCCCUCCAGACCCAGCUGGACAUCAAGCACUUCCUGCCGCUCCACGUCAACGCCUCCUCCCCCCUCAACCUCUUCCCCAACUUCAACAUGUCUGGCUUGUUUUGUGUGCGACAGAUGGACCCGGUUCAGAAGGCGGUUAUCAACCACACGUUCGGUGUUGCACCGCCCAAGAGGAAACAGAUCAUCUCCUGCAACAUCUGUCACCUCCGCUUCAACUCCACCAACCAGGCUGAGGCUCACUACAAGGGCCACAAACACGCACGCAAGCUGAAAUCCAUGGACGCCCAGAGGAACCGUCAGAGGGGCCAGGGCUCCAUGGCAGGGAGGGAGAGAGACAGGGAGAGGGGGAAGACUGGAGUGGAAAAGUCCCUACCAGCACUGAUGGACCCCAGCCUCACAGAGGGAACAGGUAAAAUACCAGGCCUGCUCUCGUCUCCCCAGCUAACCACCAGACCGAAGCUGGAUGACACCCUCCAGGGGGUCUCCCCCACCCCUAUGCCCAUCUCGGAGACCUCUUCCCUGGACGUCUUGGCCCUCAUCUCCCCCCAGGUCUCUCCUGCUGUCUACCAGCUCUCGGAGCUCACGUCAGACGGUAGCCCUAUGGAGGGCCCCAGCCCGACCCCAGACUCCAACCCGUCACUGGAGGGCCAGGGGGAGUCCCCAGGGGCACCAGGAGGGGAAGAGGAGACUAGUCAGGGCAAAAAGAGCCCCCCCACCAAGCAGCACCUCCACUGUCCCAUGUGCAAAAUCACAGUCAACUCCUCGUCCCAGCUAGAAGCCCACUAUAGCGGCUCCAAACACAAGCAGAUGCUGGAGGGCCAGGCGGGUGCUCAGGCGCGACACCGAGGUAAGGUAAUGUCAUUGCCUAGGCCGACAUGCAGGAGCAAGCAGGCAAUCAGCAGCAAGGCCAGGGUGGGCGUGGCCCUGGCUAGCCAACCGUUCCACUGCGAGAUGUGCGAGGUGUCCGUCAACUCGGAGACGCAGCUCAAACAGCACAUGAGCAGCAGAAGACACAAAGAUCGGUUGUCAGGAAAGCCCCAGAAACCGAAGUUCAGCCCUUAUACUAAGAGCCAGCCAAACCCUCUUUUAGCGAGCGUGAGAUGGAGUGGUUUCCCGUUUGGGGGGGUGACCUCGGCCAUAGGGAAACUGGCCAGCCACUGCCACCUCAGCACUUACAGCCCUCAGACCAAACUGGCCCUGCAGAAGCAGCUGUCCAAGGCCCUGUCGGCAGGUUUCCUGGCCAGCCACAUGAACCCGGCCACCCUUUGCACCAUGGCCUCCAAUCCUCUGACCCUGCGUGGCCCCCCGGGGCCAGGCCACACACCCCUCAUCCAGACCCCCCUGCUCAGCCCUGCGCUCUUCAGGCCCGCCCCGGGGCCCCUGAGGGCCACUCACAGGCCCAUCAUCUUCUCUCCGUACUAGCCAAGCUUGGACUAGCCUGGAUCAAAUUGGCAUACAUUUACAUUUUAGUAGAGCAGACGAUCUAGCCCAGCCUUUCUAGAUGAAAAAUAAGGACCUAAGUGGAGCUACUCUGAGGCCCUGUCCAGAAACAACCCUUUACCCUCCCACCUUGUCUACAGUACAGUACUGGCAGUUGUCUACAGUACUGUAUAUCAUUUUAUACUGUAUAAAAUGAUUAGAUAGGUACUGUAUGUAAGCAAUACGGUUGGAGCUCCACUUUGACUUCUAAUAGGCUAAGUGGAAUGUUCACCCUAUUGCUGAAACCCAUCAAAUCCUUUCAGAUCUUCACAAGUGCACAGAGGUUAAGGGUUGAUUUUGGACAGGACCUAAAACAUCUAUGCAGCCAAUGAGAGCAGAGCAGCGUGCCACCAUGUCCAACAUGCAAAACCGCUUACUGGCUACGGUGCUACACACUGGAGAACCAGAGAUGGCCGUGGCGUUUCAGCCACAAAAUUGCUGCCCCUCUCUCCCGUUGGCUCUCUGAAGACUGUCGACUGCAUGCUCCAACUUGGUCUGGAGGACCCUCUUUGAAGCCAUAGCGACGAACGAUCAAGUUGUAUUUGUUUUGUGCUAUUUAUUAGAUGACGAUAGAGAAGUAGGCCUAUAUUUAUGUCACGUAUAGUGUGCGUUGCCGAUGUCCCCUCGCUUUAGGCUUUUCCAAACUGUUUCACUCUGGGAGUAGGCCCACACUGUCAGAUUUCCCUUGUCCAGUAUUAGUCUAUCACAUUUUGUCAAGGAUACUGUUUCAUUUGUUUUGUGCUUUCAGCUAAGGUACUUUUCAACUAACACUUUCAUUGAAACCCGGUAUUAAAUCCCAAAAGAGCUAACCUAGCUAGGUAGAGUAUCCACCGCAUUCACGGUAAAUGCUACAUACUGUAUGUCGGCUCAAUCGGAAAGGACUUUCAAAUGUCAAUUCGCUAUAACGCGGAUCUACCUAAACGGUUUGAAGCCUGGCUUUGGUCUGGGAAUGUGAUGCACGAUGCCAAUGUGAGACCCCGAGUCCCAGCAACCACAGACCCAUCAGACAACACAUUAUUAGUCAUUCUGUGUGGCUCAGGCAACGGCAUGGUCAUGUGUUCAAUUCUCGCAGGGAACACAUACACGUACUAAAGAAUGUAUGCACUCACUGUACUUCAAGUCGCUCUGGAUAAAUGAUGUAUACCCUGCUCUCAGCAUUUGACAGAGAAAGAUACAUAAAUGUAGCUGGUCCCAGAUCUGUAUAUGCUUUCAAGAUAUUCAGAGGAGCUGGCUCAAGCAGAUCUGAAGUCAGGUUAACAUUGAUGGGUAUAAGAAAGUAUCGAUGAGGUAAGGGUCAC
Messenger RNA from Salvelinus fontinalis (brook trout), 3374 nucleotides. Its product is annotated as zinc finger protein 385C-like. The record is from RefSeq and is a predicted model, not a curated record. The transcript has 9 exons. Gene Ontology annotation, cellular component: nucleus. Gene Ontology annotation, molecular function: zinc ion binding; nucleic acid binding. Bases 535 to 2019 code for a protein of 494 amino acids. Lineage: Eukaryota; Metazoa; Chordata; Actinopteri; Salmoniformes; Salmonidae.